AUGAAGUUUCUUUCCAUCUACAAUGCAAUUACGAUCACUGCUUUCUGGUUAUCAGCUACCCUCACUCAAGCUACUGUGAUCCCAUUACCUGCAGCAAACCCUAAUCCUGUACUCAACUCGUUUACGCAAUUCAACUGGUCUACUGAUGCUCAGUUGCUGGACCAAACUUUCGCUAUCGAUUUGGAUGCUCCUUCUAGAGUGCAUGUUACUGAUUUGGAUCCCCAUGGCCCUGGUUUUGCUGUUUAUGACAAUGGUAAUUUUGUUGGUGAAACAGCUACUGUUAUUACCAAGAAUAAUCCAUACGGUGCAGAAGAAUAUCAUUAUCGUCAAGGCUUCUUUAAUCUGGAUACAGGACAUCAUGCCAUUACUGUCAAGUUGAAAGGAGGAGCUAAAACUGGAAGCGGAGCUAUCAGAAUGGUGCCUGGCGUUGAUAAUGAAAUGACUGUAUUGAGCGACAGUGCUGAUGUUGUCGAUGGUCAAACUGUUGAUGCGGAGGAUGUUAUAGAGAAUACAGAUCAGAUUGAGGACAUCUUUGAAGUCGAUGAAAGUAAUGAUAGCGAUGAAGGCGAUGAAGACGAUGAAGACGAUGAAGACGAUGAAGACGAUGAAGACGAUGAAGACGAUGAAGACGAUGAAGAUGAAGACGAUGAAGACGAUGAAGACGAAGACGAUGAAGACGAUGAAGAUGAUGAAGACGAUGAAGACGAUGAAGACGGUGAUGAAGACGAUGAGGAUGAUGAAGAUGAUGAAGACGAUGAAGACGAUGAAGACGAUGAAGAUGAUGAAGAGGACAAGAUUGACGAGGAUGGCGAGGAUGAUGAAGAUGAUGAAGACGAUGAAGACGAAGACGAUGAAGACGAUGAAGAUGAUGAAGACGAUGAAGACGAUGAAGACGGUGAUGAAGACGAUGAGGAUGAUGAAGAUGAUGAAGACGAUGAAGACGAUGAAGACGAUGAAGAUGAUGAAGAGGACAAGAUUGACGAGGAUGGCGAGGAUGAUGAAGAUGAUGAAGACGAUGAAGACGAUGAAGACGAUGGAGACGAUGGAGACGAUGAAGACGAAGACGAUGAAGACGAUGAAGACGAUGAAGACGAUGAAGACGAUGAAGACGAUGAAGACGAUGGAGACGAUGAAGGCGAUGAAGACGAUGAAGACGAUGAAGACGAUGAAGAUGAAGACGAUGAAGAGGACAAGAUUGACGAGGAUGGCGAGGAUGAUAAAGAUGAUAACGAUGAUGAAGAUGAUGAAGAUGAUGAGGAUGAUGAAGACGAGUAUAUUACCAUUGGAGAUCCUACGCAGGAUUUUGAUUACUUGACAAACAUCUACGACGUCCCUCAAGAUAUACCACACACUAUCACUCUCACUACUACUCUCAUGGUAGAUGUCUAUGCCGCAGAAACAUUUGAUAAGACCGAGACAGAAACCACUACUUCGACAACUGUUAUUGGGUUCGCCUUUUUAGAAAAUACUUUUGAAGAAUCUGCUGCCGUAGAAGCUGUUGGAGAUGUCAGUGAUACUCAAGAAGAGUAA
This is a messenger RNA of Mucor velutinosus, 1530 nucleotides long. RefSeq lists its product as uncharacterized. The transcript has a single exon. Bases 1 to 1530 code for a protein of 509 amino acids. The record is from RefSeq and is a predicted model, not a curated record. Lineage: Eukaryota; Fungi; Mucoromycota; Mucoromycetes; Mucorales; Mucoraceae.